Messenger RNA from Botrytis cinerea B05.10, 2282 nucleotides. RefSeq lists its product as hypothetical. The record is from RefSeq and is a predicted model, not a curated record. Bases 493 to 1884 code for a protein of 463 amino acids. Lineage: Eukaryota; Fungi; Ascomycota; Leotiomycetes; Helotiales; Sclerotiniaceae. The transcript has 2 exons.
GACUCUUAUGUGAUCGAUGCACCGGAAAGGAUGUGGAUGUGAUGCUGGUUGCGGAGAACCUUUCAACUAGCAGAAGCACAACUGCAUUUCUUAUCACACACUUAGUCCACCAUCACCUCAACUUUUCAAGUCAUACAAGAAUGUCAAAUUCCCGCAACACGAACUUAUUCAUGAAGUCUGUGAGUCGGUCGACUGUUGUGGGACAAAUCCUUCUUUUUCUAAUAUCUUCAUGACGCUUCAAUAGAGGAUCAAACAACCUUCAAUACCCACAUCACGGUCACAUUUGGAUGAGAUAGAUCUUGCGGGUCGAGAUCAAAUAUCAGACUAUUGCUCACUACUACUCCACCUUACGAUACACAAGAAAGAUCCUUGAUGAGAUAAAAAACGAUAAGGGAUUGAUUCGAAUGACGAAGGCUCAAUAAUUUAUAUACCAUCCGCCACAAAUUCCUCUUUCCCGUCCCCCCCAACAUAUAAUAAUAACGUAUCUGCAACAUGCGAUCUUCAAUAUUGGCUCCGGGCCUCUUCAUCCUCACGUCUUUCACACAAUCCACAAGUGCAUUGAAAGCUUUAUCGAAUUCGCCGUGUGCAUCGAAAUGCGGCAAUGUCUUAGGAGGAACCUCGGGAGAGAAUGAUAUCGUGUGUGAGAAUACGGCCUAUACAAGUUUGAUUGGAACGACAUACGCGGGUUGUGUGGGAUGUCAAUUGUCGAGCACCUUUGUUGACCCUUCAACGAACGAGACGGAUUUGGAAUGGGGCUUAUAUAAUUUGAGAUAUGCCAUUAGUUGGUGUCUCUUCGGCUUCCCAAAUAAUACAGAUGUGGAGGAUACGCCAUGUAUAACAUCUCUGUCGUGUGGUCCAAUGAAGGAUGCCAUGGAAUACGGAAAUCUAACAACAGAUGCCCAAACCGAAUAUGGUUAUUGUUCAGACAUGGCUACGAAUGAAAUCGCGGAAUGUCAGAACUGUCUUCAGAUCUCCACAGCAACGUAUUAUCUGAACAACUUCUACACUCUCCUCUACGGAGCCUGUGAUCAGCAGCCCGCACCCGGCUCAACAUUAUCCUUCCAAGGUUCACCCUUUUCCACAACUCAACUCAAUAUGACAUCUCCCACUCCCACCUCCGUAGCCGGUCAAGCCUAUACUGGACUCUCUCUCAAUGCACGAAUCGGAGUCGCAGUAGGAAUAAUUGUCUUAGCCCUCUUCAUUACCGGUUUCUGCAUCGUUUUCAACGGCCGCCGCCGCCGCCGUCGCAUUCUUCGUCAACAUCAACUCGAUACCGGCUAUGCAGCUUGGAAAAACGCACAUGACGUCGAUGGACUAGGCGGUCAUAUCCCUGUCAAUGAAGUAGAUAGUGCAGUCUCUAAUAUGACAUCUGGAUCAGGGGGAUUCUUUGAUAGUCCUAAUUCCCAAAAACCUCUACAGCCGAAUUAUUGGGGUCAGCAGCAACCUCAUGGGGGAAAUUUCAAUGGUCCGGCUGUCAUGUCGCCAAUUGAAGAUAGUCCUAUAACUCCCAUGGCUGAGAAGGUGUAUCUGUCUCCUUAUUCCUCACCAUAUAGUAGUCCAGCUACAGCAUCUACAGAUGCAAAUGGGAGGAGUCCGAAUAGUGAGCAAUGGCCCAUGGAUCGAAAGGGAAGUUUCGGGCAGAGCAGUUUCGGUCAAGGAGGAGGUAGUAUGGCUGAGAAACUUAAGGCUCGAGAGAGGGAAAGAGCGAGGAGGAAGAAAGAAGAGGAAGUUAUGAACGAGCGUAAUCAAAUCGAGUUGCAGAACAUGCAAAAUUUCCAGUACCAAAACGUGGCUCCGGUCUUGGGGCAUCCGGGCUAUGGAAGGGAUCGAGAUGGGGUGAGAGGAUUGACGAGUGAGGAUGCGAGGAGAGGUGAUGCGCUUUAAUAUUCACUCGGAUCUAGGGGUUUGAGAGGGGUGUCGUUGUCUGUUUAUUUUGAGUGUGGACUUUUUUUGUAUAUGAUUGUUUGAUUGUUUUAUUAUUUGAUGAUACCAUUUUUGCGACGGAGAGGGGGGGGCUGGACUAUUUAAAUCGUCCUGGAAGGAAGGAAUAAAUGAAUGAUGAAUUGUUGAUAUUGACUACACGGUCAUUUGGAAGGCAGAAGAGGAAGAAAUAAAGGCUACUCCAGCAAAAGAGAAAUUUGGGAGGAAAGAAGGAAAGAAAACUAUCGUCAAUGGAGAUUAUAUACAGGUGUUGUGUAUCUUACAUCACCGCACCACAAUCCAUCUAUCCACUCCAUACCGUGAAUGAUAAUAAUAACGACCUCUAAAUUUACAUCUCUACA